This is a messenger RNA of Drosophila elegans, 2253 nucleotides long. RefSeq names its product homeotic protein distal-less (gene Dll). Gene Ontology annotation, molecular function: RNA polymerase II cis-regulatory region sequence-specific DNA binding; DNA-binding transcription factor activity, RNA polymerase II-specific. Gene Ontology annotation, biological process: regulation of transcription by RNA polymerase II. The record is from RefSeq and is a predicted model, not a curated record. Lineage: Eukaryota; Metazoa; Arthropoda; Insecta; Diptera; Drosophilidae. Bases 594 to 1586 code for a protein of 330 amino acids. The transcript is spliced from 7 exons.
UUGUUCGUGGGCAGUCGUCGCCGCUGUUGUUGCCGCUGAAUUGCCGUCGUUGUUCCGUCGUUGUUGCGUUGUUGUUGCGCUGUUGCGUUCUUGCGUUCUUGCGUUUUAGCGUCGAUUGCUGAAUGAUCCGUCGCGGCCUCGACAGUGAUUCAAUUUGAUUUGAUCUGUUUCAGACUGAUUCGGAUCCGAUAUUGCGGAAUUUAAAAUCGUGUUUUACCCAAAAAAAUAUGCACAGCCAGAAAUCCAAGUGAUAAAAGAAAGCCGAAAUAGCGGGCUGCGGAGAAAGUGCAAACAAGUUGAGUGCCAGUGCUGAGUAAAGUGCCUCCGCGCCAGCUAAAAAGGAUUUACGCGCUCGAAAGUUCUUAACCAAAUCAUAAACGAACUGAACUGAAGUCAAGACAUUGAUUGAUACACAACUAUAGCUAUAGCUGAUCAACGCCAUCGGAUCGCUGCGAAGCCUCCUUUCCGUGCGCGCAUCCCCCAGAAAAGCCGUCAACAUUCUUGAUAAAGUGGCCUCGAUAGGCGCCAACACGCUUAAUUUCACGGACCUCGGGAGCCCCUACGAGGGGCCCCCCAGCACCCCCCAGUCCGGCAUGGACGCCCCCGACGCCCCCCACACGCCCAAGUACAUGGACGGCGGGAAUACGGCGGCCAGCGUCACGCCCGGCAUCAACAUUCCCGGAAAGUCCGCCUUCGUGGAGCUGCAGCAGCACGCCGCCGCCGGGUACGGCGGCAUUCGGAGCACCUAUCAGCAUUUCGGACCGCAGGGCGGCCAGGACUCCGGCUUUCCGAGUCCGCGCAGUGCCCUCGGCUACCCGUUCCCGCCCAUGCACCAGAACUCCUACUCCGGCUACCACCUGGGCAGCUACGCCCCGCCCUGCGCCAGUCCACCCAAGGAUGACUUUUCAAUCUCGGACAAAUGCGAGGACUCCGGCCUCCGCGUCAACGGCAAGGGCAAGAAGAUGCGCAAGCCCCGCACCAUCUACAGCUCGCUGCAGCUCCAGCAGCUCAACCGCCGCUUCCAGCGCACCCAAUACCUGGCCCUGCCCGAGCGGGCCGAGCUGGCGGCGAGUCUGGGCCUAACGCAAACGCAGGUGAAAAUCUGGUUCCAGAACCGGCGGUCCAAGUACAAAAAGAUGAUGAAGGCGGCCCAGGGUCCAGGCACCAACAGUGGCAUGCCUUUGGGCGGCGGAGGACCCAAUCCUGGCCAGCAUAGUCCCAAUCAAAUGCACAGCGGUGAGUUCGGCGGUAAUAACGGCGGUGGCUCGAAUAGCGGCUCACCCUCACAUUAUCUACCUCCCGGACACAGUCCAACGCCAUCGAGUACACCCGUGUCCGAGCUUUCACCUGAAUUCCCACCAACGGGCCUCAGUCCGCCAACGCAAGCGCCGUGGGACCAGAAACCGCACUGGAUCGACCACAAGCCGCCGCCCCAAAUGACGCCACAGCCACCUCAUCCCGCGGCAGCGCUACAUCCGCAGACGCACCACCACAACCCGCCGCCCCAGAUGGGUGGCUAUGUGCCCCAGUAUUGGUAUCAGCCCGAGACGAAUCCAUCACUAGUGACUGUUUGGCCGGCGGUCUAACAGCAUCCGAACCAGCUGCCCUCGGCUGCCUGGACGCAGCAGCACCAGCUGAACCAGCUGAAUCAGCUGAACCAGCAGCACCAGUCCCUCUACCAGCACUCCUGUCCCGAAGUGGGGAUGCAGAUGCACCAGCUGCAGCUGGAGCACCAGCAGCAGGCGGAGGCGGAGGCACAGGCACAGGCACAUGCCCAGCAGCAUCUCCUCCAGCGGCAGGACCUCGUCGGCGGGGUGCAGCACACAAUAUCUUAGCCAAUAAACCAUGAUAGCAACCUGUAAAAUAUCCAUGACAAUGACAAAUUGAGAAACGAAAGCAAGAAAUCUGGCAAGUUAAGCGUAAAGUUUUGUACAUUUUAAACGUAAUAUAUAAAUAUAUAUUUACCAACGUGAAUAAAGUCGUUCUAAAAUGUAGUCUAGCUAAGAACAAAAAAACACAAAUACAAAACAAAAACAAAAAUGAAAAUGAAAACAAAAAAAUACUUAAAAACAGAAAACAUUCCUCAAUCACAGAAGCAAGGAGAGAGUAUGAAACGUGUCCUUUAAUUUUGUUUAAUUUAGCGAAUUAACUAUGUAUAAAUCUAUCUAUAUAUGUAGUGAGCAACAACAACAAAGUAUGAAAACGUAUAAAAAGUACAUCAUAAAUAAAUGAAAUCAAACAAAAUGAAAAAAA